GCCAGGAACCGCGAACACCCAACAUUUGAACAAUUCCUUCAUCAACAACCCAACAACCAGGACACGGACAAUGGCCGCCGCCGCCCCCGCCACGACAGAGCUCCUGCACGCCUACCGGCGCCUCCUCCGGGCGGGCCUGAGGGCGGUGCAGUUCUCUCAGCCGUCGCGGUCGACGCUCACGGCGAAGCUGCGCGAGGGGUUCCGCGACCCGCGGGGCACGUUCGACGCCGAGCGGGUGCGGCGGACCGUCUGGUUCCUCAAUGCCGCCGCCCAGCAGCGCGGGCUCGAGCACCGCAUCCUCAAGAACCUGUGCCGCGUGCACUGGGAGCGGGCGCGCGAGGCGAGCAGGACGGCGUGGCGGAUGCGGGUGCGGCAUGACGAGGCGGAAAAGAACAGGAAAGAGGCCAAGAAGAAGGACCCCGAUGUCAUCAAGGGGACAGAGUAUGAGCAUUUUGAGCGGACCAUUGCUAUGCUCAAUGAUACGAUGGGGUUAUGUUUGCGGUGAACUCCCCAUCCCUGGUGUGUGGGCAUGCAUACCCAGAAAGAGGUCACCGGGGUUU
Thermothelomyces thermophilus ATCC 42464 is the source of this 560-nucleotide messenger RNA. RefSeq lists its product as uncharacterized. NCBI's taxonomy places the organism in Eukaryota, Fungi, Ascomycota, Sordariomycetes, Sordariales, Chaetomiaceae. Bases 71 to 505 code for a protein of 144 amino acids. The record is from RefSeq and is a predicted model, not a curated record. The transcript has 2 exons.